AACUGAUGAUUGCUUGUGGACGGUUUGACCUCUUGGUUGACUACCUUCCCGGCUAGUACCGGCUGUAUCUUCAUGUUUGCUACCUAGGUCCCGACAACCUAGGUCUAUCCGGAUUGACCAAACUUGACAUGAUACAAAAUACCAAACCUCUGCGUCUCGCAUGUUGUUAAUUCAUCUGAUUUAUUUCCCGUCAAAUUAUAUUACUGCCGUAGGGGGUGGAGGAGGGGCAACCGCCAAGGUACCUGCAGUUCUGGGUUGUUAAUUACCUUACCUAACCCCCUCAGUUACACAUGACUGACGCGUUUAGUAAGAAAGCCGCGUCGCGUCUGGUUUGUCCCAGGCCAUUAAGGUGCAGUGCGGCCCAAAGAAAUAUUUCUUGGCAUCACAACCUCCAUCGUCGCCGCCUCAAGGUGGCAUGAGAAUGCAAGCUGGGGAAUCCGCCCGCCUCAUUGCGGCGAUACCGAUAGCGUGACUUGUUUUUGACCAGGCUGAUAUUAUGGCCUCCAAUGUCACCAUCAAAGCCAUCGACUCGAGUGCGGUCCAUCAAAUACAGUCUGGCCAGGUUAUAGUCGAUCUGUGUUCAGUGGCCAAAGAAUUGGUUGAGAACAGCAUUGAUUCUGGAGCAACUGCCGUCGACGUCCGCUUCAAAAAUCAGGGCCUCGACUCAAUCGAGGUGCAGGACAAUGGCUCCGGAAUCGCACCCCAAAACUACGAGUCCCUGGCCUUGAAGCACUACACGUCAAAGUUGUCAAGCUACGAUGACCUCUCAACGCUCCAGACGUUUGGGUUCCGGGGUGAGGCCUUGUCAUCGCUAUGCGCGCUUUCGCACUUCUCGGUUGUGACGUGCACCCAGCAAGAAGCCCCACGCGCCACCAGGCUCGAGUUUGAGAGCUCGGGCAGGCUCAAGAGCACGACCGUCGUGUCGGGCCAGAAAGGCACCCUGGUCUCGGUCGAGGACCUGUUCCGCAACCUGCCCGUUCGCCGCCGCGAGCUCGAGAGAAACAUCAAGAGAGACUGGACUAAAGUGAUCGGCUUGCUCAACCAGUACGCCUGCGUGCAGACUGGAGUCAAGUUGACCGUCUCUCAGCAGCCUACCAAGGGCAAGCGCAUGGUCAUGUUCUCGACCAAGGGGAACCUCACCACCCGUGACAAUAUCAUCAAUGUCUUUGGCGUAAAGACUAUGAAUGCUCUAAUCACCCUAGAUCUCAAGUUAGACCUGAAGCCCACAGUCGGCCCGCUUAGCAAGGGCAAGGCCCGAGACGAUGGCUCUGGCGUCAGCGCCAGCACCUCCGAGAUUCGCGUCCGCGGCCACGUAUCUCGGCCAACCAAUGGCGAGGGCCGACAGACACCUGAUCGCCAAAUGUUUUACGUCAACGGCCGUCCCUGUAGCCUACCCCAAUUCGCCAAGGUCUUCAACGAAGUAUACCGCUCCUAUAAUUCCUCGCAGUCGCCCUUCAUCUUCGCAGACAUUCAGCUUGACACUCGCCUGUACGAUGUCAACGUCAGUCCAGACAAGCAGACCAUAUUGCUGCACGACCAGGGCCAAAUGCUCGACAAUCUUAGAGAGUCGUUGAUCGAGCUAUUUGAGACUCAGGACAUAACCAUCCCCGUGGCCCAGGCUCAAACCCAAACACGUACUCCGUAUAAGAAAUCGGCAGCUUCAACUUCAGAGCCCCCCACGCCCACUAUAGGUGAAAGCGACAAGGGAGUUAUUUCCGAUGCAGAUCAGGACGCAGAGGACGCCGGCUCUGGACAGGUCGGCCAGUCCAAAGCAAACGAGGAAGAUGAGGACGAGGAUAAGGACGAGGAUGGAGGCGAAAGCAACGAUGGCAACGACACAAACGAAGAAGUAGGAGGCUCUAGAAGAUUGCCCAGAAGGCCGAGCAAGCAACCCGUUCCGUCAAGGUCGGCCCCUAUAAAGGCUCGGGGCGCGCCUAUGCUUUCUCGAUGGCUAGACAAGCAGUCAAGUGGUCGGGAUCGGUCCGAGCCCACUAACCGUGUGCCGCGCGACCGCAACGAGCAAGGCGGGGCCUCUAGCAAAGAGCGAACGCCAGUCUCGGAGACUCCAGGAAAACAAGACCUUCAAGAAAAGUCCAUAGAUGACGAAGUGCUCUCGCCAAAUCAAGAAGCCACUGACAAUGGCGAAGGCAUAGAAACUGGUGGACGGGGGGACGAGAUGGACUUGGACUCAGACGAGCCACCAGUGCCCGCCAUUCCUCCUCCAACUCAGCCCCCGGCGCCGCCUCGAUCCAGUCUCAUGCCGUCAAGCCGUCCAUUCAAACGUUCAACUCAGGAAGUAGCAACUGUCACCAUUGGCGACCAUACUGUAACCAGUGUGAUUGGUUCCCCUUCCAAGCGGACCCGAAUAGCCGAAGCGCCAAAAACAAUGGCCAAAUCCGAGGGAAGCGUAGGUACACCAAGAACGCGGGCCGUUCCCCUGCCAUCCUUCGGUGGCCGUCUGUCGCAGCUGUUCUCGGCCUCUAUGGCCCAAAAGAGGGGUUCAGUUCAGGAUCUCGAUAUCAUGAUAGAAGAUGUGGAGAUGCCGAUUGAAGACGAGGAAGCAGACGAGGAAGCUCUUUCUAUCUCGGAGCCAGAAGACAAAGGUGACGAUAAUGUUAAUGAGGAUGAAGACACUGAAAGAGAGGCGUUAGAAGACCAAGAGCUAGCCAAGGUGGUUGAUGACUUCGACGGCGCCUCUCGCAGUGGGCGAGACGAGGAACAGGCCUCGCGAGAUGCUCAUAGCCCUUCAGAGUCUAUCGAGGUCCCACCAUCUGAUCAUAGCAAGGAGGAUGCCGAUGACGCUAACUACGACUACGUCGAUGAAGAAGAGAAGAAGGCGCAAGAAGACAAAAAGGUGCAGAAGAUAAUCCAAGCGGCCGAAGCCACGGCCCCUUCCGCAGGACCGACUGAGGAGGGCGAGAAGCGCUCGAAAAUGCUGCUGAAACCCAAGUCGCGACGAAAAGACCUGACCACCCUCAAUCUCGUCCAGCGAUUCAAAGUCGGGAAUGAGAACAUGAUUCGGAAACGCCUGGCGGCGUGGUCCCGUCACCAGCCAACUGCUACUACCAAGCCCCGCGCAGCCAGGGAAGAAGCGGGCGGCCUAGAGGCCGACGAUGCGGAAGCAAAGCUCGCGCUCAAGAUCACCAAAUCUGACUUUGGCAAGAUGCGAAUUAUCGGGCAGUUCAACCUCGGCUUCAUCAUUGCGGUCCGCGAAGCCUCCUUAGCAGACACCACCGCUAGCGGCGACGGGGCAGCGAAUCCCGAAAGCAGCCAACAAAAGUCCGGCGGUGGCGACGCUGACGACGAGCUCUUCAUUAUCGACCAGCACGCCUCGGACGAAAAGUACAACUUCGAGCGCCUGCAGGCUAGCACCGUGGUGCAGUCGCAGCGGCUGGUGCAGCCCAAGACGCUCGAGCUAACGGCGCUAGAGGAGGAGAUCGUCAUGGAGCACGCGGCGGCGCUGGAGCGCAACGGCUUCGUCGUCGACGUGGACCAGUCGGGCGCGCGGCCCGUCGGCGCCCGCUGCCAGCUGCUCAGCCUACCGCUAAGCCGCGAGACGACCUUCUCGCUGGCGGACCUCGAGGAGCUCAUAUUUUUGCUGAGUGACAACCCGUCGUCGAGCGCCACGACGAUCCCGCGCCCGUCCAAGGUGCGCAAGAUGUUCGCCAUGCGCGCGUGCCGCAGCAGCAUCAUGAUUGGUCGCGCGCUGUCGCGGCGGCAGAUGGAGAAGGUGGUGCGCCACAUGGGCGAGAUGGAGAAGCCGUGGAACUGCCCGCACGGCCGGCCCACCAUGCGACACCUCUGCGCGCUGGGCGCGUGGCAGGAGAGGACGUGGUCCGAGGGCGAUGAUUUCUACGAGCCAAAGACACGGACCGACUGGGCUGGAUGGGCCAAGGCGAGGAAAGGCGGCUGAUAGAUAGAUGGGGAUCAUCUGGGUUGAUUUAGGUUUAAAUAUCUGCAAUAAGAAAUAAACACCUUGUCUACAUGUA
This is a messenger RNA of Lasiosphaeria miniovina, 3989 nucleotides long. RefSeq lists its product as uncharacterized. Gene Ontology annotation, molecular function: ATP hydrolysis activity; ATP binding; ATP-dependent DNA damage sensor activity. The record is from RefSeq and is a predicted model, not a curated record. Bases 497 to 3913 code for a protein of 1138 amino acids. Gene Ontology annotation, biological process: mismatch repair. Lineage: Eukaryota; Fungi; Ascomycota; Sordariomycetes; Sordariales; Lasiosphaeriaceae. Gene Ontology annotation, cellular component: MutLalpha complex. The transcript has 3 exons.